CGGGAAGUGUCGACGUUUCCGCUGCUACCUUCGCCGGAGGAUGUGCCAGGUUGUGUGAAAGACACAGGCGUCGUGAGUGCUUCCAGUAUAUUAAGGAAACACUCUACUACUGCUCUACUAGUAUCUUUUUUUCUUAGGCGUCCACUACUUGUAAUUCUAUCCUGGUAGUGAGGUGUAACUCUUAUCCUAGUACUGAGGUGUAACUCUUAUUCUGACACAGUGAGGUGCACCCCCUACUUUAGUGGCUGCGAAAGUUAAAGUCGUCUCCCGCCAUUAGGUUAGGAGAACUGAUGGGGACGCAGUGAGUGAUGAAUGAACUAAUACCAAAAAAGGGGGUCUUUAGCAGUCAAGCAUUUCAGUAGCAAGCAUGUUUUUUUGCACUGUUCGUUCUGCUUCAAAGCUCAUUAUCAAGUAUUUUCAACCGAGGAGAAUGAAAUAGUUACUGUUUCUAAGUGCUGCAACGUCCAGUACAGCCUGCUCGUCGUUCAUAUCAGCGGCUUGCAGAGAUACGUUUCAGGCUAUACAAGAGGCACCGUAACAUGACAUAAGUAGGUGUCAUCUAGUUUGAAUGUUUAGAAGUAGUCUGCAGUGAAUCUAGAGCUGCUGUCUAGCUAGCAUCUUCUGGAUUUUUUGUUCCACCAUGGUCUAUUUUUAUGCAUAGUUUGUUCCUUAACUGAAAGCUUGUCCUCAACUGUACUUGAAAAACAGCUUGCCUUCGCCGCAGGGGAACUUUGCUUUGUCACCGCAAGUGCAGCAGAUAGUAGGGAGGAUGCAUGAGGAAAGGGAGAAGCUGGUGUCUCGAUUUCGCGAACGAGAGCGAGAGAUAGAGUGCGAACGCACCGCAUUCGAAAAAGUGGAGAAAGAGUUAUGAUGAUUGAUGGUGUAUGAAGAAGCACUCUUAUAUAGAACAAGAAUUAGAGAAGCACACAGUACAGUUGAAGAUACGCACAUCAGAGUAGUCGCGUAUUUAUUUACGGCAUCGGUUUAAUGCUCAAGAAAUAAGACUUACAACCUACUCGUCCUGCAUUUGACUAUCGUGAUUCUCAUAAUCAUUAUCUUAAAAAUCAACUCUACUAAAGCUGUCAUUAUUUUUCUUCUUUUUUUUUUUUUUUUUUUUUUUCCUUUAAUCAAAUUGAUGCUUCUAGCACUAGUAUUGCCUAUCUAAUGAAGCUGGCAAUCUUUCGCGAGGCGUACCGUUUGCGCGAAGAGGAUGUGAGGAAGCUAAAUCUACGUGUAAGAGAAUUGGAAGGAGAAAACUCUGAUGCACGGAGAAGGAACCAGAGUAGGGAACUGCACGUGGAGGAUGCAACAUCUUCUAGUGGAGCAUCGAUUGUGAUGAAUCAGAAGAGUACUAGAGAACCACAUGUUGAGGAAGCAACUCCUUGUAGUAGGAAGCAGUCUUGGUCGGUGAUUGAGGAAGCAAUAUCUUCUAGUCUAGCACCAAAUCGAAGUAACUUGUUGCCGAUGAAACGAGAGUCUAGGACAAUAUUCUCGGAUGAGGAGAUCUGGGGAAAGACGCGUAAGAAUGUUCUCAUCGCCGAGAAUUAUCAGGAGAGUCCACUUAUUAGGGGACAACAUGUUGAGGUCGGUAGAGGUUUUGUCGUUGGUAACCUUCAUUAAAGUUAGUUCCUUGUCGUCUACUAAAUAACUACUGCUCGUCAGGGAAGCUGAUCAUGACCAAAUAUAUACCUGACGAAUUUAGGUGGUUUAUAUUCAGAUCGUGAUUCAGUUUUUCUUGUUCCAGUCUCCACCAUUUUUCUGUAAAUUAUGAAACUGAAGAUCGAUUGGCGGAGCACCAAGUCGAGUGUGCAGUAGAACUCAGUAGGUAGAAAUUGCAUCUGUUUGUUCUUUUUCUUAUAGUUCGGUACAAUCAACUGAGCACUGCUCUUGGGGGACUUCUAAUUUGUGCGAGCAGCAACUGGGAUCGUCAAGAGAAGGCAACAUGAACGAUGGCCCUUCCACGAAGCUCCAAGAAGGUGAGGAGACUCAGCAGACUGAUCUUCUCAAAGAUGAACCAGAUACUAACCUCCUCAUGAAGAACACCUUGGAACUGACGCCGCAUGUGAGUCCUAGAUCCAACGACAGUCCUAGCGACAGUCCUCACGACAGCCCCCUCAACGACAGUCCCGUAAACCCGCGCGCACGCGUACCAAAUCAAACGACAUUUUUAUGACCCAGACUCUACUGGUAUUUCGUCACAUCUAAAUUUUUUGAAGGGUGGAAAUUGAUUUUCUUUGUGCAUGUAAAUUACAAUAAGAUUUUUACAAUGAAAAGUUGAUUCUCCUUGUGCAUCCAAAUUUAAUUAGGGAAACAACGUCGACUACUACUGCUAGAAUAUAGGAUAUGAUUGGAAUUUGUGCUGCUAGAGGACAUGAUUGGAACUUGUGGGCGUUGCAUACUUGUCAUUAGGAGCUUUCAUACUUUGGCCGCGAAAAGGAUCUCAAGCGCUCGUGGGGCCCACGGGAAAAUACAAACGAUCGAGCAGUAAUGAAUUUACGGCGUGGCUUUCUAUAUUUGAUACAACAUGCAUCUUGAAGAUCGAUGUUCCAGGGUGGCUGUUCUUGUACUAGUUAUGACAGUAGAGAAUGUGAAAGAAAAUGAAGAAUGUUCUUGUAGGUAGAGGAUGCACAAUGCUCCAAUAGAGAAUGUGAAAGAAGAUGAAGAAUUUUCUUGUAGGUAGAAGAUCAAGAAUGUUCUUGUGGGUAUACUCAGGCCUAAACAAGUACACCAAUUUAACAAGCUCUACUUCUAAACAAGGUGGAUGAUCUUCAGGAUGUUCUUGGGUCCGCUCCUCCCAGCAAACAUGCUUCCGUAAAGAGAGAAUACGUGGACUACCUUGAAAGG
This is a messenger RNA of Amoebophrya sp. A25, 2844 nucleotides long. The record is from the annotation of a GenBank genome assembly. NCBI's taxonomy places the organism in Eukaryota, Dinophyceae, Syndiniales, Amoebophryaceae.